AUACAAUAAAAUUAUACUUUCUUUAUAUUUUAAAAACAAAAAACCAACAGAAUUAAUUUGAUCAAUUAUUUAAACGUUGUGUGAACACAAAAUAGAAUGUAGCGUGUCUCAAAUAAGUUAACAAAAUCUACAAGAUAUUGACUUUUAUAUUAUUCCUUCGUAAACAUGUAAUCAAAUAGUUUUGUGCUUAUUUUAAUGACAGCUCUGCUGACAUAUAUCCAUAGUUCCGAACGUCUAAUCGGAAACAAGAUAGAUGAAAAUCUCCUUUCUUAAGAACAGUGUCCGUUUCUUGCAUAAUAAGCGCUCCCUUUAAGGCGGGUAUUGUGAAUCGUAAACUUUUCUCAACAGUCGACUAACUUUCAGUAUGGAGAAACUCGACUUACAUCCCAGGAUUAUGUUAGCAUUGAAAAAAUCAAAAUUGAAAUCUUUCCCUGAGAUAUUAAGUUUAUCCAAUCCUGAUUUAAAAAGAGCAACAAAUCUAUCAUCCCGAGAUGUGCAAAUUCUAAAAGGAGCUGUUGCUGAAUCUAUUCCUAUGUUACCUAUUGUCACAGCCUUUAAUUUAACAAAGCAAAGUAAUGUCCCUCCUGCUUUGAAAGUGGACAAACUUUCAACAAGCUGUGAAAUUCUUGACAAAGCUUUGAGAGGAGGCUUUAUUUCUCGAGGAAUCACAGAAAUUGUUGGUGAAAGUGCAUGUGGUAAGACACAACUCUGCCUUCAGCUUAGUUUGAUGUGUCAGCUACCUGAAGAAGCUGGAGGAUUGGCUGGAGAUACAAUGUACAUUUGCACAGAAGAUGCUUUCCCAACCAAACGCUUCACCCAACUGAUUGAAGCAUGGCAUCAAAAAGGAAUAUGGAAGAAACUUUCUGAUGGCUGUUUACAACCUGGGGACCAUGUUUACAUUGAACACAUCACUGAUGUGGAAAGUCUUAUUGUGUGCCUUGAAAGAAAGUUGCCUGUUCUAAUAAAGAGAAGAAAGAUCAAACUUAUAGUGUUGGAUUCUGUUGCUGCUUUAUUCCGUUCAGAGUAUGCUAUUGAAGAUACAUUACUGCGCUCCAAGCACUUGUCCAGCAUCGCUAAAGAAUUGCAUCACGUAAACAUGCAUUACAAUAUACCUGUAAUGUGUGUAAAUCAGGUAACAGCAUCAGAAAAAUCAAACAGUAACAUUCCUUGCUUGGGCCUGUCUUGGGCCAAUCAUUUAACAACACGCAUUCAGUUGACCAAAGUUGAACAAACUGCUCUGCCUCCAAGUGUUAUUGAACUGUUUGGUCCACAUGUGAGCUUCCGAAAUCUUGAAGUUGUAUUUGCUCCACAUAUCCCACAGACAGUAAUCCCUUAUAUCAUCAACAAUGAUGGUGUAAAAGGAAUCAGCUUGUCUAACAUACUGAUGUAGUCAUCAGAAACGACUUUGUUCAUAUAAAAUGCCAUAAAUUACUAAAUGCCACUAAAUUAAAUGUUGCCAAAGUUCUUGGAUCCAAAGAAGUUGUCUUGAAAUGUUAAUUAUAUAGUUGUAAUAGAUGUUACUUAUGAAAUAUUAAUUACCCUCUUUCAUUUAUAAUGGAUAUUAUUUUGAAACUAGCUACUAUUUUCAAUGCAUAAUCUCUUUUACAACUAACUUUAUGGUUUUUGGCAGCAAUACGUAAUGGCUUCGUGUGUGUGAGUGUAACUUGUAAAACUACUGUCAGUGAGUUAGCCAUUUCAAGGACACAACUUGUGCCACAGAUUACUUUUAUAUUCAUAAAUAACUACUCUAUCUUUAAAUCAUAUCAAGUAAUUAAUAUUUUUGCAAUUCAAUGCUUCUGACAACGCUGUAUAAUUGCUACUGUGCCUAAGUAUUCAUCUUAAAUCUUUUAAGUAAACUAGUAAGCUACAAAAACUAUCAAUAAAUAUAAAGAUGCAGUAUUUAUUUGGAACUAGAUAUUUUUAGUGAUUUUUCCAGUUGUAAGAUGUUCUAAACUUGAAAGCUUAAAAAUACCUAAAACUCUUAUAAAAGAUCAUUUUAUAAGCAUCAACUGUAAAGAUUUAUCUGUAUUACUGCACUUAUGAGAAAUAGAUUGGAAUAAAUUGAAUUAAUCAUAAAUUAUUCAGAAAAAUAUCUUCCUAAAAAAGUAAUCAGUUUUAUCUCUCAAAAUAAAUACUGACAAACAAUAUUGCUUCCCAAAAAUAUUAACCUAAACUUCUUUGGUUUUAGUCUUUGGCACAUAAAUUCACUGAAUAUUAAUUUGUUUGAUAAAUUAAACUUGAUUCUUCCAAUAAUCUGAGGGUAAUGCGAUAGAAUCAGUAUGCUUUAAGUUAUAUUCACUGCACAUGACUAAGCAACUAGUGACUGUUAGGACUUGUUCUUGCAGGCAGGGAAUUUAUGACAGUUUAUUUGUUUUUUGCUAUUGUAUUUUCAAAACUUUCUUUCUUUCCAUUUUUAAAUCAAUUUUCUUAUUUAUAUGUCUUAUAAUACCUAGGAACAGCUGCUCUCACAAAAUGGGUUGUGUUAACUACCUUAAUUACUUUCUAAAUCUCAAGUUGUGUCCACUGCUUGUUGUAUAUGAAUGACUAAGCAAUGGUUUUACUUAAGUUCUACUUUGGCAAAUAAGUUCUACUUUGUCUUUCUUUAGUUGACAAAGAGUUUUUUUUUACUAAUUUAUAUAUGUAUAUAUUUAAAAUGUUACAUUAAAUUAUUUUUGUAUUUUAACCUUUACAAUUAUUUCAACUUUGUUGCCUAUGUGAAAAUGAACUUGGUUACAGAAUUAUGGAUGUUUAGACAUUAGAUAUUUCAAACACUAGUACAAUGCAACAACAAUUACAUGUAGUAGUGUAUAAUCACAAGUUCUCCAUUCUGUGACCCAUAUGAUGGAGAAUGUGUGUGUGUGUAACAAAGAUAUAUCUUGGUUGACAGAAGAACAAAAGUCUGUGAAGUUCCAAAUAUAAAAUGUUUAUUACCACUAAUAAAAAAUGUAUUGUAAUUGCACUGAACAACAGAAAAACGAUAUGUACAUCAAGUGAGUUGAUUCAUGUUUCGUUAUAUGUUGAUAAUCAUUGCAAACAGCUGAAGUCAUCACUUUCCAUAGCUAAAGUUGGGUAGCAUAGGUUCCUACAGCCAUUAGUCUUGGCUGUGUUACCACCACUGAUCAGUUACAGGCACAUCAUCUAUAUAUAUAUAUAUAUAUAUAUAUAUAUAUAUAUAUAUAUAUAUAUAUAGCUAAGGUCUGUCAAAAAAAAUGCACCAAAGACAAAAUUGUUCAUGAUAAUCCUAUAUGUUGUUUUUUUUUACAGUUGGGAUCUGAUAAAUUAAGCAUCAGUUGGUUCUGUUGUUUUCACUAGUCACCAAUCUUCUGAUAAAAAAUAUGGUCCUGCUACAGGACUUCCCAACAAGGGAAAUGACUGGUAAGGGUGAAUUGAAUGAAAAUGAGAAAAGUGAAGGUAGUGUAAAAUAUGAAGUGUGUACAGGAAUAUGUAUUACAAUGCUUAAAUGUAGGGGUAGGAGCACUGGUUAAAUUGCAUAGAUGUUAACAGAAGCAGGUAACAUAAGAGAUGCAGGAUGAGUGCACAUACUUGGCUUGGUGGCAGGCAAUGAAUAAAGAAUGUUACACAGAGGGAAUAAAAAGGACAAAGUAGUUAGAGAGAGAGAAUAAAAGUGCAACAGUACAGAACAGUAUAAUAGAGCAUAAAAGAUAAAGUAGAAAUAAAAUAUAGAAGCUAUAAAAGAAAUAAAAGUUAUGUAGAGGGAGUAAAAGGGAGAGGGAAAAGAGAGUGAGUAAGGGAAAAGGUGAUGGGUAGAGAAGAGAGAGUGUAGGAGAGAAAUUGAUAGGUAGAGGAGAGAAAAAGUGUAGUGGAAAAGGUAAUAGGUGGAGGAAGGGAGGCAGUCAAUUAUAAUGUAUUAUGAAAGAAAUUAAAGCAUAUCAUAUUUGAAAAGAUAUUUGAAAACCAAUGAAAACUGUGUAAUAAUGAUGUGACUCAUCAAUCGAAAAGGUAAAACAAUUUUAAGUGUAAAACAAUGUUUAUAUUCAUCUCUAUGUUUACGUUUAUGUUUGUAUUAAAUGUAAACAGAAAAAUACAUUUGUAUUAGAUAAAGUAAGACCAAAUAUGGACACACUCAAAAAUGUCUGUAUGUGAAGGCAGACACAUACAUGCUCACAAUACUACACAAAUAUAUACAUACAAUGUGCAAAAAUACUGAUUUUAAAGUAAUAAAUAGUUUUCUCUUGGAAAUUAGUAUUCAUUUCAUCAUUUUGUAUAAGUACCAAGAAAUUUGAUAGAAGUCAAAUUAUAAUUACUGUAUGCUUGCCAUAUUUCCUGAUAUUACACAUGGUGGAAAAAGUUUACUUCCAAAGUUAUCUGCCAUAUA
Messenger RNA from Octopus sinensis (East Asian common octopus), 4336 nucleotides. RefSeq names its product DNA repair protein XRCC3-like. Gene Ontology annotation, cellular component: replication fork; Rad51C-XRCC3 complex. Gene Ontology annotation, biological process: telomere maintenance via recombination; double-strand break repair via synthesis-dependent strand annealing; resolution of mitotic recombination intermediates. The record is from RefSeq and is a predicted model, not a curated record. NCBI's taxonomy places the organism in Eukaryota, Metazoa, Mollusca, Cephalopoda, Octopoda, Octopodidae. Bases 365 to 1390 code for a protein of 341 amino acids. Gene Ontology annotation, molecular function: four-way junction DNA binding; ATP binding; ATP-dependent DNA damage sensor activity. The transcript is spliced from 7 exons.